Messenger RNA from Myotis lucifugus (little brown bat), 1149 nucleotides. RefSeq names its product ADP ribosylation factor like GTPase 14 (gene ARL14). The record is from RefSeq and is a predicted model, not a curated record. Gene Ontology annotation, cellular component: cytoplasm. Gene Ontology annotation, biological process: vesicle-mediated transport; intracellular protein transport. NCBI's taxonomy places the organism in Eukaryota, Metazoa, Chordata, Mammalia, Chiroptera, Vespertilionidae. The transcript has a single exon. Bases 369 to 947 code for a protein of 192 amino acids. Gene Ontology annotation, molecular function: GTPase activity; GTP binding.
UCUUGCUCCCAUGCAUGUCUGAACCUCUGGUUACCUUACCUUUCCAAUACCUGGAGGAAAACAAGCUGCAGCAUCACCCAGGCGGCCCCUCCUGAGUCCGACUCACCCACAAACUAUUUCACCCCUUGAGCGGCGAUGGCAUUGGCUGGUUACUCACACCAGAGAUUCCUCGGGAUUGGUUGGAACUGCAAAUAAAACACUGUUUGCCCAUAAUCAAGCUGAUAAGCUACAGCGUAAAUACACACAAGUUCCUCUUCUCUGCAUACAAUGGGAAGCAUUUGCUCUCUGCUCUCCUCCUAGCAUUUUCCUGCAAGACCCGGAGAAGAAACAUUGUCUCUGGCGGAAAGGGGAUUCAUGAAAAGCUUGAAAUGGGUCUGUCGAGUUCUAAAAGCCCUAAAGUCAAGCAAGCCCAAAUUCUUCUUCUGGGCCUGGACUCUGCUGGGAAGUCCACCGUCCUUUAUAAACUGAAACUUGCUAAGGACAUUGUGACCAUGCCAACCGUGGGCUUCAACGUGGAGAUGCUGGAGCUGGGGAAGAGCCUGUCCUUCACGGUCUGGGAUGUGGGCGGCCAGGAGAAGAUGAGGAGCGUGUGGGGCUGCUACUGCGAGCGCGCCGACGGGCUGGUGUACGUGGUGGACAGCACGGACAAGCAGCGGCUGGAAGCCUCCAGGAGGGAGUUCGAGCACAUUCUGAAGAACGAGCACAUGAGAAAUGUGCCGGUGGUUCUGUUAGCCAAUAAACAAGAUAAGCCGGGAGCUCUGACCGCGGAGGACAUCACCAGGCUGUUCAAGGUGAAGAAGCUCUGCAGUGACCGGAACUGGUAUGUGCAGCCCUGCUGUGCCACCACCGGGGAUGGGCUGGCCGAGGGCUUCAGGAGAUUAACCGAAUUCGUGAAGAGCUACAUGAAAUCGCGAGCAGACACGUUCGCAUUCUUCAAGCAGAACUGAGGUCCAAGCAGGGGAAGACGAAAUUGAAAGGGUAAUUUUUUUUUUUCUCUCCAUGCCGAGUGAGAAAAGAAAGUUGCUGAGAUGGCAAACUUUUUUUCUGAGAUGUUAUUUCACCCAAAUUAAGAUAAACAACUCAUAAUAAUAGCUAUAAAAUAUUAUUUUUGGCUAGCCACUUUAGCAGACUAUGGUCAUAAUAAUUGAG